Coffea eugenioides is the source of this 3351-nucleotide messenger RNA. Its product is annotated as receptor kinase-like protein Xa21. The transcript has 6 exons. NCBI's taxonomy places the organism in Eukaryota, Viridiplantae, Streptophyta, Magnoliopsida, Gentianales, Rubiaceae. The record is from RefSeq and is a predicted model, not a curated record. Gene Ontology annotation, molecular function: protein binding; ATP binding; protein kinase activity. The coding region runs from base 1 to 3351 and encodes 1116 amino acids. Gene Ontology annotation, biological process: protein phosphorylation.
AUGGAGAAAUUUCACAACCUCUCCCCUCUUGGACUGGUGUUGCUAUGUUCUCUUUCAGCUUCCUUAGUCACGUCUGCCACCAAUGUUACCACUGAUCAGUCAUCUCUUCUUGCCUUGAGAGCUCACAUUUCGGUUGACCCUCUACAAAUCUUGGCCAAAAACUGGUCAGUUGGGUCUUCAGUCUGUGAAUGGAUUGGAGUCACUUGUGGCUCUCGUCAUCAUAGAGUGACUGCCCUGAAUAUUGUCGGCAUCAUCCCUCCACAACUGGGAAAUCUAUCAUUUCUUGCUUCUAUUAACAUGACUAUGAACAACUUCCAUGGAGCACUACCACAUGAGUUUGCUGGAUUGCGCCGAUUAAAACUACUUAAUUUGAGCUUCAACAAUCUUGAAGGAGAGUUCCCCCAGUGGAUUGGUUCAUUUCCUCGACUUCGUCGCUUGUCUCUUAGAAACAAUAGUUUCACUGGUCUUGUCCCAUCUUCCAUCUCUAACAUGUCAAAGCUGGAGGAGAUAAAUCUUUCGUACAACAUUCUGCAAGGAGACAUUCCUACAGGGAUUUUCAAUAUUUCCUCCCUGCAAGUGAUUAGCCUAACGGGUAAUGGCCUAUCUGGAACUAUUCCAAGUGAUUUGUGUCACCAUCUUCGGGCACUAAGUAUCCUUUCCCUGUCAUCGAACAAAUUAAAUGGCCAAUUACCAUCAAGUUUAGGUCAAUGUUCAGAACUUCAGAGGCUGUCUUUGUCUUUCAACCAAUUUACAGGAUCCAUACCGAAAGAAAUUGGGGACCUGAAGAAGCUUGAGGUGCUAUAUUUGGGUGCUAACUAUUUAGAAGAUUCAGAUCCAGAAGUUGGUAAAAUUCCAAAAGAAAUUGGAGACCUAAACAAGCUUGAGGAUCUGAAUUUGGGUGACAAUAACUUAGAAGGUGAAAUUCCAAAAGAAAUUGGUAACUUAACUAUGAUGAAAGAACUAGAUCUUCGACGUGCAAAUUUAAGAGGUGUAAUAUUACGAGAGAUUGGUAACUUGUAUUUUCUUGAAAGACUCAACUUAGAACAAAAUAGCUUAACUGGUUCCAUACCAACAGAGAUCUUCAACCUCUCUAGGUUAAUUGUCGUGGUAUUUGUGGGAAAUCAACUUUCAGGCAAUCUUCCAUCAACGUUUGGUCAUAGGCUUCCCAAUUUAGAACGGAUUUACCUCGGCAUUAAUUCCUUCUCUGGAGUAUUACCUACCUCAAUCUCAAAUUCUUCUAAACUUCGAAGAGUAGAUUUUAGUUCUAACAAGUUCACGGGUCCAAUUCCCACUUCCCUGGGGGACCUAAGUCACCUAGAAGUGCUGAAUCUAUCUGGCAACAAUUUAACGAGUGACUCCUCAUCUCAAGAGUUGAGCUUCAUCACUUCAUUGACAAAUUGCAAAUAUUUGUCAUUUUUGGACUUGAGUGACAAUCCAUUGAAUGGGAUAAUUCCAAACUCGAUCAGUAAUCUUUCAACUUCCCUUGAAAGAUUAUAUGCAGCAGGUUGCAAAAUCAAGGGCACCAUUCCAGAUGGAAUAGGAAACUUCAGAAGUUUGAUCGCAUUAGAUCUAUCAAACAACGAGUUAAGUGGGUCAUUGCCAGCUACGAUAAUAGAUUUACAAAAGCUUCAAUACAUGGAUCUCAGUAUGAACAAACUAAUUAGCAGAGUCCCCCUGCAUUUGCUCUGUGCUCUCCACAACUUGGAUACAAUGAACCUUGGACAAAAUCAAUUUAUGGCCUCAAUUCCAAAGUGCUUCGGAAAUCUUACUUCCCUAAGGCAUCUCAACCUAAGUCACAACAAACUAUAUUCUGCUCUACCUGAGGAAAUAUGGAACCUAAAAGAUCUCUUGGAGCUUGACCUCUCCUCAAAUCUACUGAGUGGAUCUUUGCCGUAUGCUAUGACGAAUACGAAGAUGGCAAAUUGGGUAGAUUUGUCAACCAAUCAGUUCUCAGGUGGCAUUCCUAACUCAAUUGGAGAUAUGCAGAACCUACAAAAUCUUUCUCUAGCACACAACAGAUUGCAAGGAUCAAUCCCAGAAUCGAUUGGCAAGAUGUUAAGCUUGGAGUCAUUAGAUCUAUCACAUAACUCUCUCUCUGGAUCAAUUCCAAUGUCAAUGGAGAACCUUCGGUAUCUUAGAAAUUUCAAUGUCUCUUUUAACAAUUUAAGUGGUGAAGUUCCUUCCAGAGGGCCUUUUAUCAACUUCACUGCCGAAUCCUUCACUUCAAAUCAAGACCUCUGUGGAGCUCAAAGGUUUCAUGUGCCCCCAUGUCCAAAUAAUUCAGCUCACAAAUUGAGAACAAAAAAGCUGCAUCGAACAAUUUUUAUUCUACUGGGGGUGAUAAUAGCAGCGGGAGUCUUGUCCUUUGGAGUUGUUUGCCUAAGAUAUCGAAAGAAAGAUACACUUUCCAGUGGAGCAAAUUUAUCCCUAGUUGCAAUGCCAGAAAGAAUUUCAUAUUUUGAACUUCUACAAGCAACUAACGGGUACAAUGAAAGCAAUUUGCUAGGGGCUGGAAGCUUUGGAUAUGUUUAUACAGGUACUCUUGAUGAUGGAAGGGCUGUGGCUGUUAAAGUGUUCAAUUUACAAGUCGAUGGAGCAUUCAAGAGUUUUGAUGUAGAAUGUGAGGUGUUGCGCAAUCUUCGCCAUCGAAACCUCACAAGAGUCAUUAGUAGCUGCUCUACCCCUGAAUUUAAGGCAUUAGUGCUUGAGUUCAUGCCUAAUGGGAGUCUUGAGAAGUGGUUGUAUUCGCACAACUAUUUUACCGAUCUGAUGCAGAGAUUGGACAUAUUGAUUGAUGUGGCAUGUGCAUUGCAAUAUCUCCACUGUGAGUAUUCAACUCCAGUAAUUCACUGUGAUCUGAAGCCAAGUAAUGUGCUGCUGGAUCAAGACAUGGUUGCCCAUCUAAGUGAUUUUGGCCUUACAAAGUUGUUGGGUGAGGAACACAGCAUCACAUACACCGAAACACUAGCCACACUUGGCUAUGUCGCACCAGAGUAUGGGUUGGAAGGAUUGGUAUCAGCAAAAUGCGACAUCUACAGUUUUGGAAUUAUGAUGAUGGAAGUCUUCACGAGAACAAAUCCCAACAGCGAAAUGUUUGGUGAAAAAUUGAGCCUGAAGAGCUGGGUUGCUAAUUCAAUACCUGAUGGAUUAGCUAAUGUCAUCGAUGCUAAUUUGCUAAAGGAAAGUGAUGAAUACUUUGUUGAAAAGCUAAGCUGCAUAGCCUCAAUCAUGAAAGUGGCUUUAGGCUGCACGAUGGAGUCUCCAAGAGAGAGAAGGAGCAUACAAGAUGUUCUUGUUGCGCUGAAAAAGAUCAAGCUUCAGUACAUGAGUCCGCUCUGUUCAGGGACAUAA